Juglans microcarpa x Juglans regia is the source of this 1149-nucleotide messenger RNA. RefSeq lists its product as uncharacterized. The transcript is spliced from 4 exons. Gene Ontology annotation, molecular function: zinc ion binding. Bases 1 to 1149 code for a protein of 382 amino acids. The record is from RefSeq and is a predicted model, not a curated record. Lineage: Eukaryota; Viridiplantae; Streptophyta; Magnoliopsida; Fagales; Juglandaceae.
AUGGCGGUCAAACCGAUGCGCCAUGUACAACAUAGAGCUGAAGAAAGUAAUGAAGAUAAACCAAAUCCAAGGGAAACCGAGGAUGGUAAUGCUCGAUCAUCUCAGAAUAUGCAGAUGGAUUGUGAUGAUAUGAUUGAGGAGCCAAAGUCGGGGAUGAUUGAGAAGAGAGAUGAUGAAACUGUUAGAUAUGUCACCCUUGUUUGUGCCCGCAAUGGGCAGGUCCGGAAUAGAACUUUGAAUGUUGCCAAUCCACAUCCAACAGGAAAGACAGAAUUUCAUAACAUCCAUAAGCACGGCCUCAGUCCAAAGAAAUCUCGAUUCUUUCGAUGUAAUAGAAAAGUGAGUGAUGCCGUAAAAAGGGUCUUAGAUACAAAUGAUUUAGCUAGCAUCAGAAUGAAUAAGAGUUUUGGAUCUCUUGAUGUUGGUGCGGGUGGAUUUGAGAACCUCCCUUUUUUGGAAAAUGAUUGUCGUAAUUACAUAGACAAGGCAAGACAUCUAAAAUUUGGCACAAGUGGUGCUGGAGCGCUUCAAGAGUAUUUUUCAUGGAUGCAAUACAAAAAUCCUAGAUUUUUUGCAUUGAUGGAUUUGGAUGAUGAUGGGAGAUCUCCGAUUGAGAAGAGGUUACAAGAUUUGUAUACGAAUGCUAAAUUCAAAGAAGUUCAACAGCAAGUUACUGGCAUCAUCGAUAUGGAUCCAAAGUUACUUAAGAGAAAUGGUGCAGUAGAAACCUAUUUGCUAGAGGAUGAAGUUCGUUUGGAAAAGUUCCCUAAGAUGGUGAAGCAUUAUGUGGACUUUACUGAGGAAGAUGCGUCUGCAAAGUGUUCUUGUGGUUUAUUUGAGAUAAGGGGCAUAUUGUGUCGGCACAUUUUGGUCGUAUUCAAAUGUAAGGAUAUUAAAUCUUUGCCAGAUAGGUACAUUUUGGAUCACAGGAGAAAUGACAUAAAAAUGAGAUACACCUUGAUGCACAGCAGCUAUGAGGGAGGGGAGCAAUGCGCAGAUUGUAAUAGAUAUUCAAGUCUGCUAAAUAUCUAUUAUCAGAUGAUCACACAUGUAGCGGGUUCAAAAUCUAAUACUGAGGAUGCAACUACUAAGUUAUAUGCGAUGAUUGAGUUGUAUAGUGCCAAUCAAGAACCCCCAUCGAUGACCUAA